Messenger RNA from Protobothrops mucrosquamatus (brown spotted pit viper), 1461 nucleotides. RefSeq names its product tektin 5 (gene TEKT5). Gene Ontology annotation, biological process: cilium movement involved in cell motility; cilium assembly. The coding region runs from base 1 to 1461 and encodes 486 amino acids. The transcript is spliced from 7 exons. Gene Ontology annotation, cellular component: microtubule cytoskeleton; sperm flagellum; nucleus. The record is from RefSeq and is a predicted model, not a curated record. NCBI's taxonomy places the organism in Eukaryota, Metazoa, Chordata, Lepidosauria, Squamata, Viperidae.
AUGGAAUUCCUGGGCACCACCCAGACGGCCAGCUACUGCGGACCGAAGAAGAGCUGCCUGCUGCCAGAGGUGACCCCCACCAGCCUCAGCCAUGACAGCUACCAGGCUUACUACCUGCCAGGCUAUCGCUACCUGAACUCAUGGAGGCCCAGCCUCUUCUACAAGGUCUCUGCUUUCCGACCCAGCGAUGAGGGGGCCGGUCGCCUCAGUGCCCCAUUGCGUCCCCCGACCAUCCUGCCCUCAGUGAGGUCGUCUCUCUAUGCCCGCUACAGUCCCCACGACUGGUACAAAGCCAACGCCAUGCAGAUCAAAGGGUCGGAGGCCUACCGGCACUGGGCUGGGCGGCUGAACGCGGACAGUGCGCGGCUCAUGCAAGACAAGGACCAGCUGACUUGGCAGCAGCAGGAGGAUUCUGGGAAAAACCUCGGACAGAGGCUAGCCGACAUCGAUUUCUGGCGGUCCGAGCUGACCUAUGAACUUGAGCGGCUGUUGCAUGAUACCCGUGCACUGGACACGGCCAAGCGGCGGCUGGAGUGUGCGGCUGAUGAGGCCCAGGGGCCUUUACAGGUGGCCUUGGAAUGCUUGUACAAUCGGGAGAAACGGAUGGGAAUUGACUUGGUCCACGAUCACGUGGAAAGGAAUCUCAUACAGGAGGUUGAUUUGAUCAGGGCGUGCCAAGAGAAGAUGAGAAAGCUUGCAGAAAGAAUCGACCAGCAGAUUAACCUUAACAGAGAUGCUCAGCAUGCGCUGGAGAGGGAUCUCGGUGAUAAAAGUUCAGCUCAUUUUAUUGAUGAGAAAUGCUAUAAUUUGAGGAAUACUUCGGACAGCAUCAACUACUACCAUGGAAUUGAGAAAAUCGAUGGGACAGUCUCAGUCCCUGAAACGUGGGCAAAGUUUAGUGAUGACAACAUCCGGUAUUCCCAGAAUGCCCGAGCCAACUCAGCCAUACUCUGCGAGGAAGCGAACCACACCCUGGAAGUCACUUCGGAUGAUAUGUGGAAACAGUGGACCGACAGCAACUUGGUCUUUACCUCUCGCAUAUCAGAAAUUGCAGAUGCCAAGAACCAGCUGCAAGCACAGCUGGCGAAGACUCUUCAAGAAAUCUUCCAGACAGAGAACACCAUCAUGUUACUGGAAAGAGCCAUCAUGGCCAAGGAGUGUCCGUUGAAGGUGGCCCAGACCCGUCUGGAAGCGAGGACCCGGCGGCCAAACAUGGAGCUGUGCCGGGACGUCCCCCAGUUCAAGCUGGUGAACGAAGUGUUCACAAUCGACGACACCCUCCAGACCCUGAAGUUGCGCUUGCGUGAAGCCCAGGAUACUCUCCAGCUGCUGAUCCUGAACAAGUCGAAACUGGAGCACGACCUGAUGGUGAAGGCCAACAGCCUGUUCAUCGACAAGGAGAAGUGCAUGGGGAUGCGGAAAACCUUCCCCAGCACGCCUCGCCUGGUCGGCUACACCUGA